Messenger RNA from Hemicordylus capensis (graceful crag lizard), 18122 nucleotides. RefSeq names its product FAT atypical cadherin 4 (gene FAT4). The record is from RefSeq and is a predicted model, not a curated record. NCBI's taxonomy places the organism in Eukaryota, Metazoa, Chordata, Lepidosauria, Squamata, Cordylidae. Gene Ontology annotation, cellular component: plasma membrane. Gene Ontology annotation, biological process: homophilic cell-cell adhesion. Bases 1186 to 16230 code for a protein of 5014 amino acids. The transcript is spliced from 17 exons. Gene Ontology annotation, molecular function: calcium ion binding.
GGCGGAAUUAGGCGGAGACUUGACCUGGUCUGGCUCAAUGAGAGGGCGCCUGGGCGGGGCGGGAGAUGACAGGCCAAUUGGAGGCGGAGACGGAGACGGCGCGGCCGGGGAGGGAGUCGCGUCUGGAAGUAAAGAGUGAAGCGCUCAAUGAGUAGCGAACAAAGUUUCUGCCUGGCUCGCUGCUGUGCGGUGUGUGCGGGCAGGAGGCUUUUUCGCCCUGCAGAGUCCAGAUCUGUCCGAAGGGGCUCCCUUUGCCUCCCUGAGUGGCUGCGUCAAAGCUUUCCAAAGGAGAGCGACAACUUUCGGGAUUACAAAGGUGCAGCCGCUGAUUCUGCAAGAGAAAGGAACCGCUCCUUCCCCCUCCCCGCUUUUCCACGUUUUGCUCCUGCGGUGCGACGAGCGACGCCCCCAUCACCCCUCACCUACUUGGGCAGGGUACCCGGGCUGGGGACGCUGGGCGCAGGAGGCUGGCGGACAGUGCGCGCGUCGGAUGCCCAGCCUGGAGCGGAGCUGGUGCGCUGAGGGAUGUACAAAGAGCAGCCGCGCGGCGCCCGCUUUUCCUGAGAGGAGAACUUUUUAGCAAUGCCCAGGAGCGCUCGGGGCUGCGCGCACGGCCAGAAAGUCUCCAGACGGCAGCCCCAGCUGCGGCGAAAGGAAAAAAGAGCGCAAGGCUCCAGUAGCUGAGGCGGGGCUAGCCUGUCGGUCCUCUCGGCAAAAAGGGCUUUCCUCUUCUGAGCACAGAGCGGUGGCAGGAGAGGAGCCCAGCUGAAGCUGUGGAGCUUGGCAAGUGAUCCGCCUCGGAGUGUUUUUCUUUUUUCUUCUUUUGAGGGACUGGCUGGACUUUUCUCUCGCUGGGACUAAUCCGCGGCGGGGGGCUUUCCUGGUCCCUGCAAACGCACCCACGGCAGCCUGCCGGACGGAGGGAGGGGAGCGGGACAAGCCGGCGUCUUGCUGGGAGGCGAGGACGGCGCUUGGACCGACGGUUCUUUGCGCGGCGCUCGCCCUGCGCCCGCUCCGAGAGGCGCUGACAGCCCGCGCUCCUCCCCUCCCCCGGGUGCCUCUGGUGAUGUGGAUUGAAGCUGCCCGCCUGACGUUCGCGGGACCUUUGGCAUUGCGGGACUUCUGCCCCUUCGACGCUGGCUGUGAGGGAGCGUGUGCUACCCACUAGGUGUCCUCACCUGCGCCAUGGGCCAUCUGGGGACGGGCACUUGGCUGCUUCUCCGUCUCACCUUGCUCUUGCUGCUUCCACUUCAUGCCUCCGCUGAGCCCAGGCAGGUUUUCCAGGUGCUGGAGGAGCAGCCACCUGGUACCUGGGUGGGGACCAUCACCACCCGCCCGGGCUUCACCUAUCGCUUGAGUGAGCACCAUGCUCUUUUCUCCAUCAACGCCACUUCAGGUGACUUGCACACCCACGCCACCAUCGACCGAGAGAGUCUGGCCAGUGACGUGAUAGACCUUGUGGUGCUCUCCAGCCAGCCCACUUACCCCAGUGAGGUGCGCAUUGUGGUGCUGGACCUGAACGACAAUGCUCCUGUCUUCCCAGACCCUUCCAUUGUGGUGACUUUCAAGGAGGACACAGGUAGCGGCCGGCAGCUUAUCCUGGACACAGCUACUGAUGCGGACAGCGGGACCAACGGGGUGGACCACAGCUCUUACCGCAUUGUGGGUGGCAACGAAGAAGGACGAUUCCGGCUCAACAUCACUCUCAACCCUAGCGGGGAAGGUGCCUUCCUGCACUUGGUCUCUCGUGGCGGGCUGGACAGAGAGGCCACCGCUGCCUACCAGCUCCUGGUGCAGGUGGAGGACAAAGGGGAGCCACGGCGGCGUGGAUACUUACAAGUCAAUGUCACAGUGCAGGAUAUCAAUGACAACCCACCUGCCUUUAGCAAAACCCUCUACCAAGCUCGUGUGCCUGAGGAUGCUCCUGUAGGGGCCAGUGUGCUACAGGUGACAGCAGCAGAUGCUGACGAGGGCACCAAUGCUGACAUCCGGUAUCGCCUGGAGGGGGCAGAAAGUGCUGGGGGCGAUGGCGCUGGGGUGCUUCCUUUUGAGGUGGACCCAGAGAGUGGGGUCAUCCGCAUCCGGGAGGCAUUGGACUAUGAGUCGCAGCGGCAGUACUCCCUGACAGUUCAGGCAAUGGACCGGGGAGUGCCAGCUUUAAGUGGUCGCGCCGAGGCUCUGAUCCAGCUGCUGGAUGUGAAUGAUAAUGAGCCCCGGGUUAAAUUCCGCUAUUUCCCAGCCACCUCCCGCUUUGCUUCAGUGGAUGAGAAUGCAGCACCUGGCACAGUGGUGGCAUUGCUGACCGUGAGCGAUGCUGACUCCUCAGCGGCCAAUGGGAAUAUCUCAGUGGCCAUCCUGGGUGGGAAUGAGCAGCGCCAUUUUGAGGUACAGAGCAGCAAAGUACCCAACCUCAGCCUUAUAAAAGUGGCCGCUGCUCUUGACCGGGAGCGCAUACCCACCUACAACCUUACUGUGGCUGUGACUGACAACUUUGGAGCUCCUCCACCGUCACCUGUGAGUCCAGAAGGCGCUAUGCCGGCCCCAGUGAGCCGCUCUUCUGUGGCUAGUCUGGUGAUCUUUGUGAAUGACAUAAAUGACCACCCACCUGUCUUUGGGCAGUCAGUGUACCAAGUGAAUAUCAGUGAGGAAGUGCCACCUGGCAGCUAUGUACAAGGCCUGAGUGCUACUGAUCGUGACUCUGGGCUCAAUGCCAACCUCAAGUACAGCAUCGUUUCUGGCAAUGAGCUGGGCUGGUUCUGUAUUAGUGAGCACAGCGGCCUAGUUACUACCAAGAGCCCUGAUGCUGUCAUGGCUAGGCCUAUCCUUGGUGUUUCUGGCAAAAGCAUAGCAGCAUCUGGUGGGCUGGACAGGGAAAUUGCUUCUCAAGUGGUGCUGAACAUCAGUGCCCGUGACCAAGGUGUGCAACCCAAAGUUUCCUACGCCCAACUGGUGGUGAAUAUCCUGGAUGUUAAUGAUGAGAGGCCCCAGUUUAGCCAGCCAGAUGGCUAUCAUGUGUAUGUGGCAGAGAAUUCCCCUUCAGGAACUGAGCUGCUAGUUCUUAAUGCUGUGGAUGGUGACUUGGGAGACAAUGGGACAGUGCGCUUCUCCUUGCAAGAUACUGAGCCAGGGGGAGUGACCACUGGUUCAUUGGUAGCCCCAUGGCGGAUUUUUCGCCUGGAUCCCCUGUCAGGCAGACUCAGUACAAUUUCACAGUUAGAUAGGGAAGAGCAGGGACACUAUACACUUCAGGUCCUGGCCACCGAUCUGGGCUCUCCUCCCCUCUCCUCAGUGGCUCAGGUCAAUGUGAGCCUGUUGGAUGUAAACGAUAACAGUCCUCUUUUCUAUCCUGUCCAGUACUUUGCCCAUAUCCAGGAAAAUGAACCUGCAGGCAGUUAUGUUGCUACUGUGUCUGCCAGUGAUCCAGACCUUGGGCCCAAUGGCACAGUCAGGUACAGCAUUUCAGCAGGAGACACCUCCAGGUUUCAGAUCCAUAGCCAGAAAGGGGUCAUCACCACCAAAACUGUCCUAGAUAGAGAGGAGAAGACUGCAUACCAACUGCAAGUAGUGGCCAGCGAUGGUGGCAAGCUCCAGUCCCAAAACCAGGCAAUAGUCACUGUCACUGUCUUGGAUACUCAGGAUAACCCUCCAGUAUUUAGCCAGGAUAUAUACAGUUUUGUGGUGUUUGAAAACGUUGCCUUGGGUUAUCAUGUAGGCAGCGUUUCUGCUUCCUCUAUGGACCUCAACACCAACAUCACUUACCUGAUCACAACAGGUGACCAAAAGGGUAUGUUUGAAAUUAACAAAAUUACAGGCCUAUUAACCACAGCUAGUAUUAUUGAUAGGGAAGAGCAAGCUUUUUACCAAUUAAAAGUAGUGGCAAGUGGUGGAGCCAUAACUGGAGACACAUUGGUCAAUAUAACAGUCAAGGAUUUAAAUGACAAUUCCCCCUAUUUUCUCCAUGCAGUAGAAAGUGUGAAUGUGGUUGAGAACUGGAGUACUGGGCACACCAUAUUCCAGGCCAAAGCUGUUGACCCUGAUGAAGAUGUCAACGGCAUGAUCCUUUACAGCCUAAAGCAAAAUCCCAAGGACCUGUUUCAUGUUGAUGAGCAAAGUGGUGCCAUAAGUUUAACAGGGCCUCUGGACAUAAAUGCUGGAUCUUAUCAAGUGGAGCUUUUGGCCUCUGACUUGGGAGUUCCACGGCACUCUUCUAGUUUCAUUUUAACAGUUUCUGUUCAUGAUGUCAAUGACAACCCACCAGUGUUUGACCAACUUUCCUAUGAAGUCACCAUUUCUGAAUUAGAGCCUGUGAAUUCUAGAUUCUUUAGUGUGCAUGCUUCCGACAAGGAUUCAGGCGCAAAUGGAGAAAUAGCUUAUAAUGUAAUUGAAGGAAAUACUGGGGAUGCCUUUGGCAUAUUUCCAGAUGGUCAGUUGUAUAUAAAGAGUGAGCUGGACCGUGAACUUCAGGAAAGAUACAUGCUAGUGGUUGUGGCUUCUGACAGAGCAGUAGAACCGCUAAGUGCCACAGUAAAUGUCACCAUCAUUCUAGAAGACGUAAAUGAUAAUAGACCGUUGUUUAACAGUACCAAUUAUGUUUUUUAUUAUGAGGAGGAGCAGAGUGGUGGAUCAUUUGUGGGUAAAAUUAAAGCUGUUGACAAAGACUCUGGAUCUAAUGGUGAAGUCAGAUAUUCAUUUGAACACAUGCAGCCUGAUUUUGAGUUGAAUGCAAUAACUGGGGAAAUAACAAGUACUCAUCAGUUGGACAGGGAAUCCCUUAUGAGGCAAAGGGGUGUAGCAGUGUUUACACUCACAGUCAUUGCAGUGGAUCAGGGGUUGCCCAAGCCUUUGAGGGAUCAGGCUACUGUGCAGGUUUACUUGAAGGAUAUAAAUGAUAAUGUGCCAAAGUUUUUAAAAGAACUUUAUCAAGCUACUAUAUCAGAAUUAGCAGCAAACCUGACACAGGUUUUAAGAGUUUCUGCCUCGGAUGUUGAUGAAGGUACUAAUGGACUGAUCCACUAUUCUAUAAUUAAGGGCAAUGAAGAAAACCAGUUUACAGUAGACAGUGGCACUGGCCAGGUGACUUUAAUAGGCAAACUAGACCAUGAAGCUACUGCAUCUUAUUCACUUGUCAUCCAAGCAGUAGAUUCUGGGGCGGUUUCCCUAAGCUCAGUUUGUACAUUGAACAUUGAUGUACUAGAUGAAAAUGACAACAGUCCUUCCUUCCCUAAAUCAACAUUGUUCGUUGAUGUCUUGGAAAACAUGAGAAUUGGGGAACUUGUAUCUUCUGCUACUGCCACUGAUUCAGACUCGGGUGACAACGCUGACCUUCAUUACAGUAUUACAGGGACAAACAAUCAUGGGACGUUUAGCAUCAGUCCCAAUACUGGCAGCAUUUUUCUUGCAAAAAAGUUGGAUUUUGAAACACAGUCCAUGUAUAAACUAAAUAUAACGGCAAAAGACAAAGGAAGGCCUCCUCAGUCAUCUACCAUGUCAGUUGUAAUAUAUGUCAGGGAUUAUAAUGACAACCCGCCUAAAUUUCCACCUGGGGACAUUUUUAAAUCUAUUGUUGAGAACAUUCCUAUUGGGAGCUCUGUCAUUUCUGUAACUGCUCAUGAUCCAGAUGCAGAUAUUAAUGGGCAGUUAGCAUAUACAAUCAUUCAGCAGAUGCCAAGAGGGAACCAUUUCCAUAUCGAUGAAGUCAAAGGAACAAUAUAUACUAAUGCCGAAAUAGACCGUGAAUUUGCUAAUCUCUUUGAAUUAACAGUGAAAGCCACUGACCAGGCAGUCCCUGUAGAGUCCAGAAGAUUUGCUUUGAAGAAUGUAACCAUUCUAGUAGCUGACCAGAAUGACAAUGUUCCUACUUUUGUGUCACAAAACGCUCUUGCUGCAGACCCUUCUGUUGUGAUUGGUACAGUCCUAACUACUAUUCUUGCUUCAGAUCCUGAUGAAGGUGCCAAUGGGGAGGUUGAAUAUGAAAUAAUUAAUGGGGACACAGACACUUUUGUUGUGGAUCGCUACAGUGGAGACCUGAGGGUGACAUCGGCCUUGGUACCAUCUCAGCUUAUGUACAGUUUCAUAGUUUCAGCCACAGAUCUUGGCCCUGAGAGGAGAAAAAUAACCACUGAGAUGACUAUCAUCCUACAAGGACUUGAUGGCCCUGUUUUUACUCAGCCAAAGUAUAUUACCAUUUUGAAAGAAGGUGAACCGAUUGGGACAAAUGUGAUAUCUAUAGAAGCAGCUAGUCCCAGGGGGACUGAAGCUCUCGUGGAAUAUUUUAUUGUCUCAGUGCGUUGUGAAGACAAAAUGUUUGGCCGCCUCUUUACCAUUGGGCGGCACACUGGUGUUAUCCAGACUGCUGCUAUUUUGGACAGAGAGCAAGGAGCACGUCUUUAUCUGGUGGACGUUUAUGCCAUUGAAAAAUCUACCACUUUGCCACGAACGCAGAGAGCAGAGGUGGAAAUAACUCUUCAAGAUGUCAAUGACAACCCACCAGUGUUUCCUACAGAUAUGCUUGAUCUGACUGUAGAAGAGAAUAUAGGAGAUGGAUCUAAAAUAAUGCAGCUGACAGCCAUGGAUGCUGACGAGGGUGCAAAUGCUCUGGUCACAUACACCAUAAUUAGUGGUGCAGAUGACAGCUUUCAUAUCGAUCCCGAAUCAGGGGAAUUGAUAGCCACCAAGCGUUUGGACCGAGAACGCCGCUCCAAAUAUUCUUUGUUGGUUCGUGCUGAUGAUGGCCUUCAGUCUUCAGAUAUGAGAGUGAACAUUACUAUUAGUGAUGUUAAUGACCACAUACCCAAGUUCAACAAACCUUGGUAUUCUUUUGACAUCCCAGAAGAUACUACUCCAGGUUCUUUAGUGGCAGCCAUCUUAGCUACUGACGAAGAUUCAGGUGUGAAUGGUGAAAUCACAUACGCUGUGAGUGAAGAUGAUGGAGAUGGAACAUUUUUCCUCAAUCCAGUCACUGGAGUUUUUAACUUAACUUGUAUGUUGGACUACGAAGUGCAGCAGUAUUAUAUUCUCACAGUUCGUGCGGAUGAUGGAGGCGGACAAUUUACCAGCAACAGAGUUUAUUUCAACAUACUAGAUGUAAAUGAUAAUUCACCAGUCUUCAGCAUGACUUCAUACAGCACAUCCUUGAUGGAGAAUCAGCCUCCAGGAUCUACUGUCCUUAUUUUCAAUGUUACUGAUGCAGAUGAUGGUUCUAAUUCACAAUUGUCCUACACCAUUACCUCUGGAGAUAGCCUAGGCCAAUUUAAUAUUGAGAAAAAUGGAGUUUUAAGCAUCAGGAAACCAUUAGACCGUGAAAUCCAGUCUUUCUACAGCCUUGUUGUUCACGUUCAUGACAUGGCUUCUCCUCCAGCCACCAGGUACACAAGCACAGCACAAGUAUCUAUUAUUCUGCUUGAUGUGAAUGAUAACCCACCAAGCUUUAUCUCUCCUAAGCUAACCUACAUACCUGAGAAUACACCUAUUGACACCAUUGUAUUCAAGGCCCAAGCAACUGACCCAGACAGUGGCCCAAACAGCUACAUUGAGUAUAAUCUACUAAAUCCCUUGGGAAACAAAUUCAGUAUUGGUACAAUUGAUGGAGAAGUAAGGCUCACUGGAGAGCUUGACAGAGAAACAGUUUCUAAUUACACCUUGACUAUAAUUGCUACAGAUAAAGGGCAGCCAUCUCUUUCUUCAUCUACUGACGUGAUUGUGGUAGUACUUGACAUCAAUGAUAAUAACCCCGUCUUUGCUCAAAAAUUAUACAAAAUUGAGAUUGCGGAAAACAUUCUGACUGGGACAGAUGUGGUCCAGGUCUUUGCUGCAGAUGGAGAUGAAGGUUCCAAUGGACAAGUUCGCUAUGCCAUCAUCAGUGGAAAUACUAAUAAUGAGUUUCGGAUAGACUCUGUCACAGGGGUUAUAACAGUAGCUAAACCUUUGGAUCGAGAGAAGAAGCCUUCCUAUUCAUUAGCCAUUCAGUCAGCUGAUCGAGGAAGUAGCCCACGGAUUGACACAACUACAGUCAGCAUUAUUCUGAUGGAUGUUAAUGAUUAUAUCCCUACAUUUGAACUUUCUCCCUACUUUGUAAAUGUCCCAGAAAAUUUGGAAAUAUUACCAAAGGUCAUUCUUCAGGUUGUAGCAAGGGAUGAUGAUCAAGGUCUAAAUAGCAAAUUGACAUAUCUUCUUGUUGGUGGAAAUGAAGAUGGCUCCUUUACACUUUCAGCCAGUGGGCAGCUUCACCUUGUACAGAGCUUGGACCGAGAGAGAAAAGAACAGUAUAUCAUGUUGAUCACAGCAGCAGAUUCAGGAAGUCCUGCCCUCACUGGCACUGGGACUAUUGCUGUCAAAGUUGAUGAUGUCAAUGAUAACGUCCCCAAAUUUGCCUUUAAUAUGUAUUCCAAAACUAUUCCAGAGGAUGCACCUACAGGGUCAGAUGUUUUGCUUGUAAAUUCUUCAGAUUCUGAUGCAUCAGUGAAUGCAAUUAUCAGCUAUAGCCUUAGUGGUGGAAAUUCACAGUUCACAAUCAACCCUUCAACUGGGCAGAUCAUCACAAGUGCCCUGCUGGACAGAGAGACUAAAGAGAAUUAUACUUUGAUUGUUGUGGCCAGAGAUGGUGGCUUUCCAAAGGCUCUUUCUAGUUCCACAAGUGUUCUUGUCACUCUUGCUGAUGUCAAUGACAACCCCCCCAAAUUUCAACAUCAUCCAUACGUCACUCAUAUUCCAUCACCUACAAGUUCAGGUACACUUGUAUUUGCUGUGACAGUUACAGAUGCUGAUUCUGGACCUAAUGCCGAACUUGAUUAUUCUCUUUCGGGAAAGAAUUCUGAAAAAUUCAUCAUUGAUCCAAUGCGAGGAGCCAUUAUGGCUGCUGACCGACUCUCUGGAACUUCUGAAAUGACCUUUUCCGUUAAUGUGAAAGAUGGCGGCUUACAUGCAAAGACAGAUUCUACAACUGUGACUGUAAGAUUUGUGAACAGAGCAGAUUUUCCUCAAAUCCGAGCUGAACAACACACAUUCAUGUUUCCUGAAAAUCAAGCAGUUGGCACUUUUGUCACUUCAAUUUCUGGACUGUCAUCCAGAGGCGGUUCUUUGUCUUACUACAUUGCUAGCGGUAAUCUUGGCACUACCUUUCAGAUUGACCAGCUAACUGGCCAGUUCUACAUCAGCCAGCCUUUGGAUUAUGAAGCAAUACAGAAAUAUGUUGUUUGGAUUGAAGCCAGAGAUAUGGGGUUUCCACCAUUUUCUUCUUAUAUAAAAUUAGACAUAACAGUGAUAGACAUAAAUGAUAAUGCACCAGUGUUUGAGCGAGAUCCACUAAUUGCUGAAAUACAAGAGAACCUUUCACCAUGUAAAAUAAUUACUGUGACUGCAGUGGACAAAGACAGUGGCCCAAAUGGACAGUUAGAUUAUGAAAUAGUCAGUGGUAACAAGGAGAACAGUUUCAGUAUCCAUCGUGCCAGUGGUGAAAUCAGAAGUAUCAGACCUUUAGAUAGGGAGAAUGUUGCCCAGUACACACUUACUAUAAAAGCUACAGACAGAGGUACUCCUGUUCAGAGUACAACUGUCCAAGUACUUAUUAAUGUCUUAGAUGAAAAUGAUAAUGCACCCAAAUUUUCUCAGAUAUUCAGUGCUCUUGUACCUGAAAAUGCACCUUUGGGUUAUACUGUUGCACGAGUCACAACCUCAGAUGAAGAUAUUGGAGUGAAUGCUGUCAGCAGGUAUUCAAUAUGGGAUACAAAUAUACCAUUUGUCAUCAAUCCCAAUACGGGGGAUAUAACCAUUAGCAGGCUUCUAAACAGGGAGGAUACAGAUCGCUACAGAAUCAGAGUUUCAGCACAUGACUCUGGGUGGACAGUAAGCACCGAUGUUACCAUUUUUGUGACAGACAUCAAUGACAAUGCUCCGCGGUUUACAAAAACAUCCUAUUACUUAGACUGUCCUGAACAUUACGAAGUUGGAUCAAAGGUGACCCAGAUAUCUGCAACAGAUCCAGAUGAAGGAUCCAAUGGACAAGUGUUCUACUUCAUAAAAUCCCAGUCAGAGUUUUUCCGAAUUAAUGCAUCUACAGGGGAAAUUUUUAAUAAGCAGUCAUUGAAGUUCCAAAACUCCACUGGCUCCAGCAGUGUCGGUCUUAACAGACACAGUUUUGUGGUGACCUCCUCAGAUCGAGGCAGCCCUCCUUUGCUGAGCGAGACAACAGUCACAAUCAAUGUUGUGGAUAGUAAUGACAAUGCACCCCAGUUUCUGGCUAGCCAAUAUUUUACACCCGUCACUAAAAAUGUAGCUGUGGGUACAAAAUUAAUUAAAGUUACUGCUGUGGAUGCUAAAGACUUUGGUCUGAAUUCAGAAGUGGAGUACAUUCUUUCCAAUGAUGACAAUCUAACCGGCAAAUUUAAUGUGGACACUAAGACAGGUUGGAUUUCAGUAGCAUCUUCACUGAUAAAUGAUAUGAAUCAAAAUUUCCUAAUAAAUGUAAAAGCUAAAGACAAAGGCAACCCUCCUCUCUCAUCAGAGGUGACUGUGCAGAUAGUAGUAACAGAGGAAAACUAUCAUACACCAGAGUUUUCUCAAAGCCCUAUUAGUAUAACUGUUCCUGAGAGUCAUGCUGCUGGAGCCAUUCUCAGGACUGUGUCAGCAAGGGACAAAGAUUCUGCUAUGAAUGGGUUGAUCAGAUACAAUAUUUCUUCUGGAAACGAUGCUGGCAACUUUGCAAUUAACAUAUCUACCGGUGCAUUAAGGCUUGCCAAGCCCCUUGAUUAUGAGUUAUGCCAAAAGCAUGAGAUUACUAUUAGUGCUGUAGAUGGAGGAUGGAUUGCUAGAACUGGGUAUUGUAGUAUCACUGUUACUGUUAUUGAUGUGAAUGAUAAUUCUCCAGCUUUCAGCCCAGAAGACUACUUUCCAAGUGUUUUAGAGAAUGCUCCUAGUGGGACAACUGUUAUACGUCUUAGUGCAACUGAUGCUGAUUCUGGAGCUAAUGCUGUGAUUGCAUAUGCAGUUCAGUCUUCGGACAGUGACCUGUUUGUUAUUGAUCCUAACACAGGAAUUAUCACCACUCAAGGUUUUUUAGAUUAUGAAACCAAACAAAGCUAUCAUUUAACCAUAAAGGCCUUUAAUGUUCCUGAUGAAGAGAGGUGCAGCUUUGCUAAUGUCAACAUCCACUUAACAGGGACGAAUGAGUAUGUGCCACGAUUUGUGUCCAAGCUUUACUAUUUUGAGGUGUCUGAAGCAGCUUCUAAGGGUACUGUUGUGGGAGAAGUCUUUGCAAGUGAUCGGGAUAUGGGGACUGACGGAGAAGUCCACUAUCUAAUCUUUGGCCAUAGCAGAAAAAAGGGUUUCCAGAUUGAUGACAAGAGUGGGCAGAUCUAUGUCACAGGCUCUCUUGACAGGGAAAAGGAAGAAAGAAUCUCACUGAAAGUACUUGCAAAAAAUGCUGGAAGCAUUCGUGGUGCAGAUGUAGAUGAAGUAGUUGUGAAUAUCACUAUACUAGAUGCCAAUGACCCUCCUGUCUUCAGCUUAGAAGUCUACCAUGUACAAAUCAGUGAAGGUGUUCCUUCUGGGACGCAUGUCACAUUUGUAAGUGCCUUUGACUCUGACUCUCUCCCUAGCUGGAACAGGUUCUCCUAUUUUAUUGGUACCGGGAACAACAACGGUGCCUUUUCUAUUAACCCGCAGACGGGGCAGGUUACAGUUACUGCAGAACUGGAUCGAGAAACUUUACCAGUGUACAACCUAACUGUGUUAGCAAUUGAUUCAGGAGUGCCAUCGGCUACAGGAAGUGCCUCUUUAUUAGUAUCUCUGGAAGAUAUCAAUGAUAAUGGGCCCACCCUUUCUACCACCGAAGGAGAGAUAAUGGAAAAUAACCGUGCAGGAACACCUGUGAUGACGCUUCAGUCUACUGAUCCUGAUCUUCCUCCAAAUCAAGGUCCCUUUUCCUAUUACUUACUUAGCACUGGCACAGCAACUAGUUAUUUUAGUCUCAGCACAGCUGGAGUGUUGACCACAACUAGAGAGAUUGAUAGAGAACAAAUUUGUGAUUUCUAUUUGUCAGUGAUUACCAAAGACUCAGGCAUUCCUCACAUGUCUUCCACAGGGACUGUACAUAUAAAGGUGAUAGACAAAAACGAUAACCCAUCACAACCUAGAACUGUAGAAAUUUUUGUUCAUUAUUAUGGCAGUCUGUUCCCUGGUGGAGCAUUAGGCAAUGUAAAACCUCAGGAUCCAGAUGUUUUAGACAGUUUCCAGUGCUCUCUUACAUCAGGAGUUACAAGCCUUUUCAAUAUUCCAGCAGGCACUUGUGAUUUGAAUUCCUUGCCGAGGUCCACAGAUGGAACAUUUGAUCUGACAGUCCUAAGCAAUGAUGGGUUACACAACUCAGUUACUAGCAGCAUCCGGGUAUUUUUUUCAGGAUUCAAUAACGCCACAAUUGAUAACAGCAUCCUUCUUCAUCUUAAUGUACAAACUGUAAGAGAGUUUUUGACCAAUCACUAUCUUCAUUUUUUACGAAUUGCCAAUUCACAGUUAACUGGAUUAGGAACUGCUGUGCAACUUUAUGGGAUUUAUGAGGAGAACAACCGGACUUUUUUGAUGGCAGCUGUGAAGCGAAACAACCAUCAGUAUGUGAAUUCUGGCGGUGUAACCACCUUCUUUGAAAGCAUCAAAGAAAUACUUUUCCGUCAAAGUGGAGUUCGAAUAGAGUCUGUGGAUCAUGACUCUUGUUUACAAAAACCUUGUCAAAAUGGAGGUAGCUGCUUGAGGAAACUUGGUGUAGGCUCUAAGUUAAGGAGCCAUGAAAGUGUCCCAGUCAUCAUCAUGGCAAAUGAACCUCUGCAGCCUUUUACAUGCCAAUGCAUGCCAGGAUACGAUGGAACAUUGUGUGAAAUGGACAUCGACGAAUGCCUCCCAUCCCCUUGCCACAAUGGUGGAAGUUGCCACAACCUGGUGGGAGGAUUCUCUUGCAGUUGCUCCACUGGUUUUAUUGGAAUGGCUUGUGAGAGAGAUAUCAAUGAGUGCCUGUCCAGUCCAUGCAAAAAUGGUGCUCUCUGCCAGAACUUCCCAGGAAGCUUCAAGUGUGUUUGCAAAACUGGUUAUACAGGGAAAAUCUGUGACUCCACUGUCAAUUACUGUGAAUGCAACCCCUGUUUCAAUGGAGGGUCCUGUCAAAGUGGAGCCGAAGGAUACUACUGCCAUUGUCCAUUUGGUGUUUUUGGAAAGCAUUGUGAAGUAAAUAGUUAUGGAUUUGAAGAACUGUCUUAUAUGGAAUUUCCCAGUAUGGAUCCAAACAAUAAUUAUAUUUACAUAAAGUUUGCAACCAUCAAAAGUAAUGCUCUAAUGCUGUAUAACUAUGACAACCAGACUGGAGACCGGGCAGAAUUCCUGGCACUUGAAAUAACAGAAGAGAGGCUGAGAUUCUCAUACAACCUUGGCAGUGGCACAUAUAAACUUACCACAGCGAAGAAGGUGUCCGAUGGGCAGUUUCACACAGUUAUUGCCCGGAGGGCUGGAAUGGCAGCAUCCUUGACUGUGGACUCCUGCUCAGAGGAACAGGAACCAGGUUACUGCACUGUUAGCAAUGUUGCUGUAUCUAGUGACUGGACUCUAGAUGUACAACCAAACAAAGUCACCAUUGGAGGUAUCAGAUCCCUAGAACCCAUACUUCAGAGGAAGGGACAGGUGGAAAGUCAUGAUUUUGUGGGUUGCAUAAUGGAAUUUGCAGUCAAUGGACGUCCUUUGGAACCCAGCCAGGCUUUGGCAGCUGAAGGAAUCUUGGACCAGUGCCCUAGGCUGGAAGGAUCCUGUGCUGUUAACCCUUGUCAACAUGGCGGCACCUGUGUGGACUACUGGUCUUGGCAGCAGUGUCAUUGCAGAGAAGGACUAACAGGGAAACACUGUGAAAAAUAUAUGACUGCGGACACUGCCCUGUCACUAGAAGGCAAAGGUCGCCUUGACUACCACAUGAGCCAGAAUCGGAAAUGGGAAUACGUGAUGCGACAAAGCACUGGAAAUGCUAUUUUUGAGCCCCAAAGUAUGACUAGCAUAGAAGUCAAAUUCCGGACAAGGAGUGAAAGUGGAGUUUUAAUUCAUAUCCAGGAAAGCAGCAAUUAUACUACUGUGAAGAUAAAAGGUGGCAAAGUACAAUAUGUUUCUGAUGCUGGAGUUGGUGGGAAGGUAGAGAGAAGCAUUCCUGAAGUUUAUGUUUCUGAUGGUCAUUGGCAUUCUCUAUUCAUUGAAAAAAAUGGGACUACUACAGCACUAACUGUUGACAAGACCCACAGCAGAGACAUCCUACAUGUUACACAAGAAUUUGGAGGACUAGAUGUUCUUAUUGUUUCUCUUGGUGGAAUUCCACCCAACCAAGCCCCCAGAAGCAGUGAUCCAGAUUUUGAUGGCUGCAUUGCCUACCUAAAGUAUGGUGAAGAAAGUCUUCCCUUCGUGGGAAAGCACAGCCUGGCGACAAUAUCCAGAUCAGACCCCUCCGUGAAGAUUGGCUGCCGGGGACCCAACAUCUGUGCCAGCAAUCCCUGCUGGGGGGAACUGAUGUGCAUUAACCAAUGGUAUACAUAUAAAUGUGUGCCUCCAGGAGCUUGUGCCUCCAACCCUUGUCAAAAUGGUGGCAGCUGUGAACCUGGAGAAAGGGUUGGAUUUAUCUGCAGCUGCCCUGAAUCUUACACUGGAAGGACAUGUGAGAUAGUGGUGGCUUGUCUCGGUGUCAUGUGUGCCCAGGGACAUAUAUGCAAGGGAGGAAUGAAUGGAGGCCAUAUAUGCAUCCCUCAGCCUUAUCCUGCAGAGCUUUCCUUACCACUGUGGGCUGUUCCUGCCAUUGUUGGCAGCUGUGCUACAGUGCUGGCCUUGCUUGUGCUUAGCCUGAUCCUGUGUAACCAAUGCAAAGGAAAGAAGGCAAAAGUGCCAAAAGAGGAGAAGAAGACAAAGGAAAAGAAAAAGAAGGGAAGUGAGAACAAUGCCUUUGAUGACCCUGAUAACAUACCACCCUACGGCGAUGAUAUGACUAUCAGGAAGCAGCCAGAAGGAAAUCCUAAGCCUGACAUAAUAGAAAGGGAAAAUCCCUACCUCAUCUUUGAUGAGACAGACAUACCACACAAUGCAGAGACUAUCCCCAGUGCCCCUCUAGCUUCCCCUGAACCAGAAAUAGAGCACUAUGACAUUGACAAUGCAAGCAGUAUAGCUCCUUCAGAUGCAGACAUCAUUCAGCACUAUAAGCAGUUCCGGAGUCACACUCCCAAAUUCUCCAUUCAGAGGCACAGUCCAUUAGGGUUUGCAAGGCAGUCACCUAUGCCUCUAGGAGCUAGCAGCUUAACUUACCAACCUUACCAAGGUCAAGGCCUAAGGACAACUUCCUUAACCCAUUCUGCAUGUCCUACACCCAAUCAUCUUUCUCGUCACAGCCCUGCUCCAUUUUCCAAAUCAUCAACAUUCUACAGAAACAGCCCUGCAAGGGAAAUGCAUCUUUCGAUACGAGAAGGAAGCCCUUUGGAAAUGCACAAUGAUGUCUGCCAAACGGGCAUUUUUAACUAUCCCACCAGACUAGGGAGAAGAAGCAAGAGUCCUCAAAUGAUGGCAACCCAUAGUUCCAGGCCAGGAAGUCGCCUAAAGCAACCAAUAGGUCAGAUUCCUCUGGAGAGUGGUCCCCCUGUAGGGCUUUCCAUUGAAGAAGUGGAGAGGCUUAACACUCCACGUCCCAGAAAUCCAAGCAUCUGCAGUGCUGAUCAUGGAAGGUCUUCCUCUGAAGAAGACUGCAGAAGGCCACUUUCAAGAACAAGGAAUCCAGCAGAUGGUAUUCCAGCUCCAGAAUCCUCAUCUGACAGUGAUUCCCAUGACUCUUUUACAUGUUCUGAGAUGGAGUAUGACAGGGACAAGCCCAUGGUGUACACUUCCAGAAUGCCCAAAUUGUCUCAAGUUAAUGAGUCUGAUGCUGAUGAUGAAGACAAUUAUGGUGCUAGACUGAAGCAUAGGAGAUACCCUGGCCGCAGAGGAGAGGGUGGUGGGGCUGUGGGAGCACAAGCAACUGCGCCUAAUGUUAAUGACAAUACAUCACCUUUAAAACUUGGUCAACAAGGAGGCAACUUCAACUGGGACAAUCUGUUGAACUGGGGCCCAGGGUUUGGACAUUAUGUGGAUGUUUUUAAAGAUUUGGCAUCCCUUCCAGAAAAGGUAGCUGCAAGUGUAAAUGAAGAGAGUAAAAGUGGUACAACACAACCAAAAGAGGGGGAAGCAGAGCAGUACGUAUAGAACUUCAUACUGACAAUGUCAAAAUGCAAAAGCAAGGAACACUUAAGCCAUUCUAUUGUAGAUAAGAGAAGGGCAGACUUUAAAAAAAAAAAAACAACCCAGGGCCAGUGGUUAGAAGGACACAUUUAAAAAUAAAUCACCAUUAUGCUGCUGAAAAGGACAAAUACAUUUUUGUGUUUAAUUUAAUUGGGAUUGGUUGAAUUUGAUUCUCCUGCAUGCAUUAUGUUUCCAAACAAGAUAUUUGCCAUGCAGCAUUUGGAAGGAAUUUUAUAUGUAUCUUGUUUGGUUUGUGAUUUUUAAAUUAAUGAUGAUUGUUCUAAAAAUUGACACAAUGGUUUAUUGUGGAGAGUGUGUUUGUAUCCAAUUUUAAUACGUCGUUCUGAAAUUCAAGAAAACAAGUAUUUUAUAUUUGUUGGGAGAUGUUUGAAGCAGUUCUGCAGAGCCUGGAUGAAGAAACUAUGUUGUUCGGUGCUCUUGGAAAAUAUUCUUAUUAUUUCCUGCAGUUGCUUAAAUCUGGAAACUUUAAGGAACGAUAAGCUUGAGUGAUUGCUGUAUUAUCUUUCUCAAUACAAUGGGUGCUAGAACCAGCUCAAGCUCAUCAGCACUUUAGGAUUUUAUUAUUUUUGACAAGGUUGUGUGAGAACUUCUGAAUCAUGGAUCCCAUUUUCCCCCCAACCAACAUUAUGCCUAACUAGUAUGGAAACUAAUGGACAUUACCCUAGAACAGGUAGUGUGGAUGGAUGCAAGGUGAGAUUAGGAAACCAUUGGUUCUAAUUUAAUCUCAGUUUAGCCAUUUGACUCUCUAUGGUCUAGGCCAGGAUGUACAACUUUGGUCCUCCUUCAGAUUGUGGACUACAACUGCCAUCAUCCUAUCUACUGGCCAUUGUGGCUGGGGAUGAUGGGAGCAACAGCAGUUGGAGGGUUGAAGUUGUACAGCCUUGAUCUAGAAAAAUCAUUCAAUGUCUGUUUGUUUUGCCAUCUGUAAAAAUAGGAGCAGGACGUUAUAUAAACCUACUUCGGAGGGGACCAUUUUGAAGACUGCUUGCCUAUAAAAGUGUUAAAAAGCCAUAAAGCACUAUAGAUGAGUAUUAUUAUUAUUGUAAGCACUGCCUUGACUAUAAGAUCCUAGGGAGACCUUUUUGCUACACCACAGAAUUUGUCCCGAUGGAAGCUUUUGAAAUUAAAAAAUAUAUUUAUUGGAAUGAAAAAUCAUUGCACUCUUCUGGAAUGGAAAACUGCUUCCAAAAAUACAUCUUGUACUGAGUUACAGGUACCAAGUAUCAAACACGACCAUUGUAUCUGUUAGAAAUGGCACAUGUAUGUACACACUUCCACUUUGCAAGCUGGAGCCAUUUCUUUCCUGGCUGCUGCUCAGAUGCAUUUUAAUGAGGAAAGUAGAAAACGAUAUAUGCAUGUAUCAUUCACAACCUACAUGAUGUGGCGAUACAAGUGUAUCCAUACCUGAGUGAAAGCAUAUUGUAAGAUGUGGCCCAGAGAUGAGGGAACCUUCCAGGUUCGUCCACAAUAGGCAACUGUUUGUUGUCAAUCACCUCAUUUUAAAUUUGCUUUAUGUAUUUAAAAAAAAAACACCCUUCUGUUUCCAUGCAACUCUGAACAUUCUUUUGUACUGUGUAAAAAAAAAAAAGAUGUGGAAUUUUGGUUUUUCUUUUUUUUUAGCUAAACUGUGUUUUGUUUUGUUUUUGUAUCAAUAUUUUCCUAUACUGAAUAGUUUUCUUGCUUUCAGGGAAAGUAAGAAAAUACUUUUUUUUUACAUUUGUUACUUAUGUAACAUUCAUAUUUUCACGUUUUGAUAAAAUUGUAACAUACCGUAUGCUUUCUAUGUGUAAAUGCCAAUAAUAGAAUUAAAAUAUUUAUUUAAAAUGUCUAGUGUG